Molecule: messenger RNA, 4051 nt
Organism: Drosophila virilis
Lineage: Eukaryota; Metazoa; Arthropoda; Insecta; Diptera; Drosophilidae
Gene: vri
Product: nuclear factor interleukin-3-regulated vrille
Biological process (GO): circadian rhythm; regulation of DNA-templated transcription
Cellular component (GO): nucleus
Molecular function (GO): DNA binding; DNA-binding transcription factor activity
Source: RefSeq, a predicted model, not a curated record
AUUGCGAUUCAGCAUUCGUUCGAAGCGGUUGUGGAUGCGCUUGCGAGCCGCGUUAUAUUUUGUGAAUGGAGUGCAAUCAAAUCCCAGACAGUUAAAUCUAAACAACCGUUACAAGUGUUUGGGACAUGCAAAAAAUUACAAAAUAAUAAUAAUAAUAAUAAUAAAAAGAACACUUAAUCUUCACUUCAAGUGCAUUCUAGUGUAAAAACUUAUUCUGGAAUUACUAAUAAACAUUCAAGUGCACAUGCAUCAGUGUGUUUGGCUUGUUUGGCAAUCCGAUCGAAUUGCAAAUCUGAAUGUUAAUGCUAAUGUUAAGUCAACAGUGCAAUUACAUGAACAAUGCUUGAAUAAUUAAAUGUGAUCGGGCACUUAAAACAUUAUGUCGAUAGAAAGCCCGUUGGAGCGAAAAGUUAACUUUUUUCAUGAGACUGCAACAACUAAAAGUUUAUUUAUAUUUAAAAACAACAACAUCGUCCAGAACAAUAAUUUAACCGAUAAACUGUGCAGCAACACAAAAAAUAAUAACAAAAGCAACAUCAACAGCAACGGCUUCAACACACUGCAUACGCAGUGCACUACUGUAUCAGCAACAAAUAUUAAAGCUAGAUUUAGACAAACAGGGCAGAAGCUUCAGCUGCCGCUGCUGCAGCAAGAAGAACAAGAGCGCUUGAGGGACAGCGUAAGCAGCCAAUUAGCGCAGCUGCUACCGCUUAAGCAGGAGCAGGAACUGCGGGUGAUCACGACGCCGACCGCAAUGCCCGAGGUGCUCGCCGGUACACCCACACAAUCGCAGAAUAAAGCAUCUGCUGUCGCAGCAUCCGUAUCCGUAUCCAUGAUGAGCAGUGUGCGCUUGGCAACCAUUUCACCCAGUCUGUCCAUGAACGGCAGUUCCAACGAGGCCACAAAUUUGCAUCCCCUGUCCAUGUACGGCGGCUCAAUAAGCCCACAGUCAAACGAUAGCGGCAUGUCGGACGGCCACUCGCACAGCCUGAGCAAGUUUGUGCCGGGCAACGGUUACGCGGACAGCCAUGGCCACAGUUUGAUGAGUAAAUCGGCCGGACAGAGCAGCGCCGUGGGUGAGGCACAAUCCACACUGACGGCCGCCCAGAAGGAGCUCUUCUCGCAGCGCAAACAGCGCGAGUUUACGCCCGAUAACAAGAAGGAUGAAAGCUACUGGGACCGGCGGCGACGCAACAAUGAGGCGGCCAAACGAAGUCGCGAGAAGCGGCGCUACAACGACAUGGUCCUGGAGCAGCGUGUUAUUGAGUUAACCAAAGAGAAUCAUGUGCUGAAGGCGCAGCUGGACGCUAUUCGCGAUAAGUUUAAUAUCUCGGGCGAGAAUCUGGUGAGCGUGGAGAAAAUUCUCGCCUCUUUGCCCACCAGCGAGCAGGUGCUCAGCAAUACGAAGCGCGCCAAGAUGAGCAGCAGCAGCAACUCUUGCUCCUCUUCAUCUUCGGGCUCCUCGCCGGCUGGUGCCGGCUGCAGCUCACCGACCGCGCACACACACAGCGGCUACAUUAGCUCCAAUGCACCCUUGCUCUCGCCCAUCGUGUACGGACCGAGCGGCAAUUCUGCCAGCGAGUCAUUGACAUCAUCAUCAUCGUCCAACAAGAAUGGCCAGCAUCAUCUGGGGCAGCAUGGACCACCACCACCACCGCCGCCGCCCCAUCCCCAAUCCCAUCCGCAUUCGCAUUCACAUCCGUACCACCAGCUGCAACAGCCAGCCCAUCAUCAGCAAGUGCAGGACGCUGCUCCAGCCUCAGCCUCAAUGGAUGGACACAACCGGCCGCCAAGCAACGCCAUCGCCAAUCUGCAUGUGCUGCAACAAGCGCUGCACCGCAACGUGAGACCCCAGGAUUUGGACAGUCUGCGCAAAGUUGUGGCCGUUGGAGCGCUAUACAACGCGGCGACUGUAGGCGCGGCAUCGCCAGCCGGCGCGACGAUAUAUACACCUGCACCAGUGAAUGCCAAUGCCAGCGCAAGUUCACCCACAGCCGGAUACGUUGCCAUCAGCAAAGAUCAGCUGGAAGCUAGCUAUGUGGAGGGUGCCGUCAGCAGCAGUGCGGUGGAUACAGUGAGCAGCACCUGCUCCGCGGUCGUCAGCUCGGCUGCGGCCAGCGUGCUGAAUCUGUCGAGACGUGCCUGUUCGCCCAGCUACGAUCACAUGCUGUCCUCGACCACAUGCCUGACGUCCCAUCGCUCGUCGGCGUCUUCGUGCGCCUCGUCGUCAGGCGCCGUUUCCGGCGAUGAUGAGCAGGAGCAUGAUGUUGCCGAUGUGGCUGCUCGCUCGCAGGAUUCGCAUGCGCUGGCCUGCAUGCAGCGCAGCAGUCCAGCACAUGGCAGCGAAGCCAACAACUGUCUGCCAUUGAAGCUGCGCCACAAGUCGCAUCUGGGCGAUAAGGAUGCGGCCGCAACGGCCCUGCUAUCGCUGCAGCACAUCAAGCAGGAGCCCAACUGCAAUCGCUCCUCGCCGCCCGCAUGGAACGAUGGCGGCGACAAUUCCAGCGACGAGCGCGACUCGGGCAUUUCGAUUGCCAGCGCCGAAUGGACGGCACAGUUUCAGCGCAAGCUGCUGGCGCCCAAAGAUGCUGUCGUAUCGGUUGCUGUUGUCGCCAACGUGGAUCGCGAUCAAAUGCUCAAAAGCCAAUUGGAGCGACUCGAAUCGGAGGUGGCCAGCAUCAAGAGCAUGAUGAUCCUGGCCGAUUAGAUUGACAGGCGCAAGGGGAGAGAGAGCGAAGAGACAGACACAAAACAUGUAAAGAAGGCAAACAAUUUGUUUUGAUAUAUAAGUAUAUUUUGACGCCGAUGUUGCUAUGGCCAGACGUAUGAGGCGUUCUCUGAGCAAGCAGAUGCUGCUGAUCCCUAAAUGUGCACACCCAUCCCAUGUCCAGGGGCAGCUGAGGGAAGGCCGCUGUGCUUUCAGAUUUGUUGCCAUUGGGUAUUUCUGUGUAGAGUUUCGAUAAAUAUGGAUAUGCGAUUAACUACUUAUAUAGAUCUCGUUUAAUUAGGAGCGCAAAUAAUUGGCCGCCGCCGCACUUCAAAAUCAACUAGCUGGUUUUUUUUUCUUUUUAGUUUUCUUCGAUUGUCCCAAAUACAUCAUAGUAUGCAUGUAUGUACAGUGUGUGUGUACAUCAAUGAACACUUUUUGGAGCUGAAAACGUAAAGAAAUGAAGAAAAAAAAAAAACUAUAUACUAUGCUUUAACCGAUUACUCAUUGUUGUUCUCUAAAUGUAUAUUUAUGUAUAAUUUAAUCAAAACAAUCCUAAGUAUUUACUGUUGUACAUUAAACAUAAGUUAAAAUAGGUUCUAAUAUUGUAUGUAUGCAACUAGUUUUCAGCUCGUUAAAUUUCCAUUUUCAUCAGCUGUGUAAAAAUAUUCCUAAAUUAUCAUUGUACAUAUACGCAUGGCAAUAUAUUUAGGCAGAAAUAAUUAAAUAUAUUAUUAUAAGAGUAGGAUAGCAGCAUUAAGUAUAAUUGCAAAAGCAAAGCUUAUUUAUUAUUACCAUAUCACAAAGCAAAUACGAUAAACAAUUAGUUAAGUUAAGUAAUUGAACCAUUAACAAUUUCCAACAGGCGUCCAAUACUAGAAGUUUUCAAAAUAUGUGUAUAGCUGGUUAGCUAUGAAAAGGCUUUCCAUACAGGAAAUGAUUAAAAUUUCAACAAUAAUCUGCAUAUAUCGAUGUUUAAACUAUUUUGGAUUUUAUAGUGUAUGUACGGAUUCGGAUUUAUAAAAUCGGAUCCAAGAUAAAGCAUGCCAAGGCCGUGUUUGCAUUGCAUUGUUUUAUGUGCUUUGCUUGACAUUAACAUUUGCCGAGGGCAACAUUUAGUUAAUAAGUAUAUAUAAGUUCUAUUACCGAUAAUUCUAUAUCCUAAUAAUUAUUUAUACCUAUUGUUAACCCAACUCGUUUGUAAACAUAUAUAUAUAUAUAUAUAUAUCUAUUUGAUUGUCACACCUUGCAUAAUAAAGGUGUGACAUUCCAUAAAUAUAUAAAUAAAUAAAAAAAACAUGCAUUGCGAUUACACGUAUUCAAUAUUGAUCUAUGCAAAUAAAA